Exophiala aquamarina CBS 119918 is the source of this 2529-nucleotide messenger RNA. Its product is annotated as TTK protein kinase. The record is from RefSeq and is a predicted model, not a curated record. The transcript has a single exon. Gene Ontology annotation, cellular component: nucleus; spindle; kinetochore. Gene Ontology annotation, biological process: protein localization to kinetochore; chromosome segregation; peptidyl-serine phosphorylation. Gene Ontology annotation, molecular function: protein serine/threonine kinase activity; protein serine/threonine/tyrosine kinase activity; ATP binding. The coding region runs from base 1 to 2529 and encodes 842 amino acids. NCBI's taxonomy places the organism in Eukaryota, Fungi, Ascomycota, Eurotiomycetes, Chaetothyriales, Herpotrichiellaceae.
AUGUCAGCUUAUGUCUCGCCCAGUCCUGCUGCAUUUGCUUCCAGUUUCAACAACUCCCGUCGACCGACCCAUCAACCGUCCACGCGCUCAGCUGCUGCACGAGUCCAGUCGAUCCAUCACACCUCGUGCUCCAACAAUAAUAAUCACUUUGAACGCAAUUUAACUGGAGACAGCUCCGAUGAUGAAGACCUUGCGCCCAUCAAGUUGAGUGCUGAAGCUCAAGCAAUAUUGGGGGAGGACAAUUCACAGCCGGACGCCAACAAGGAGAACGCGGAACCUCCGCCUCGAAGAACAAGGCCUGUCAGCGUUUCAAACCGCAUUACCAGAGGUACUCCUGUCGACUCGUUGAGAAAUGUUAGUCCUCAAGUGCAGCUAGAUGGGAGUCCUGCUCCCCGUGUGGUUCGUGUGACUUCCGGAACGCGGCCGGGACCACCAACAAUCCUUGGAAGAGAUGGUUCGUUUAUGUACAAAAUCCACGAUAAAUCCACUGCUCAUCUACGCCCGGAAGCAAGUGAUUCACAGACUCCAGCACCCAGAGUCAGGCGGAUACGCAUUAGCGACUCGAGACGCCUGUCGAGAUCGCCACCAUCGGAGAAACAAUCCGAUUCUAUGAGAGAAGAUAUGCAUGUGGAUCAUCCUGAAGCUUCACCUCAUGCUCCAAAUCCACAACCGGAAGAUGCUCAGAGCAGUCCAGAAGAGGAGGGCCCUGUGGUGCCUUCGACAGUCAUGCGCUCUAAGCGCAUCGAUGACAACGGCGCACAAAGUACAAUGCGCGUCCGGAGGAUAGGUGGAGCAUUGCUCAACAAACCUGUCCGGAGAGGGAUGGUACGCCGCCAUAGUGAAGAAGAGGCUGCUGAGAUUGAGCAUCAAAACUUUGAAAGAUCCAGGACACCUGAAAUGGAAGUCGGUCGGAGGGCAACAGAAGCACUAGAAGACUUGCCCGAAGACCUGUUGGCUCUACAAGGAAGCCCUAAACAGCCCAAACCCAGCAGAGUUUCCCCAAGACGUCAAUCACCAGAUUCCUCAAAGCGACACCCAUCACCACCACAAUCAAGGAUCUCCUCAAUCCAAAAGUCACAACCAACACCAGCGGUCAUCGAAUCCCGUACCUCAUCUAGAUCAUCAUCUUCGCGUAAGAAUCCUAUCUUCAAAGUUCCGCCGCUACCACCCCUGCCGUCUACGCAGGACCAGGAGAAUGAGCCACCGCCAACCUUCCGCCGAACAAAACAAGCCGUCUCUAUGCUCGACGUACAUGAGGACGAGCCGGCAUCGGAAUCAAAAGCCGCUGGUCAUGUAUCUGCCAGCGUCUCCCCAUCGCGUCCCCCUUUGACUUCAAGAUCGAACAACACUCCUCAUAGACCGGCUCCAGCUCCGCCACCAAAAAUGUCGAUUUUAGAGACCGCCACUUCCAACGCAGGAUCAAGAAACAAGAAAUCAGUCCACUACGUGCUGAACGGCAAGACUUACAGGCGGUUGGACUGUAUAGGAAGAGGCGGCUCCUCUAGAGUGUUCAGAAUUAUGGCGGAAAACUAUAAGAUUUUUGCUCUGAAGCGAGUCAACCUCGAGGAUGCUGAUAUGGCUGCAAUAGCUGGAUAUAAAGGGGAGAUUGAUCUGCUGAAAAGGCUUGAAAACGUCAAUCGCGUUAUCAGGCUGUACGACUACGAGGUGAAUGAGGAAAAGGGUGUACUCAACGUUAUGAUGGAACUUGGAGAAUCCGACUUCAACAAAAUGCUGAACGAGCAGCUCAAAAGUGAGAACGCAAAGCUUGAUAUCACAUUCACCAGACAUUAUUGGAAAGAGAUGCUGGAAUGUGUUCAAGCUGUCCACGAAUAUGAUAUCGUGCAUUCGGACCUGAAGCCUGCAAAUUUCCUUCUUGUGAAAGGCCAGCUCAAGCUUAUCGACUUUGGCAUUGCCAACGCCAUCCAAGAUAAUACGGUCAAUGUUCAUCGGGAAAAUCAAAUCGGAACUCCAAACUACAUGUCGCCGGAGUCACUGGUGUGCCACACGCCAGCAGCUGGGUCGGCAGCAGGGACAAAACUCUUGAAACUGGGCAAGCCCAGCGAUGUGUGGUCCCUAGGAUGCAUCCUGUAUCAAAUGACGUAUGGCCAGCCCCCAUUUGCUCACAUCACCAAGCAAUUCGAGCGCAUCAUGAGUAUUCCGAAUCCCAAGGUGGAGAUUCAGUUUCCUUCGACCGGCAUCGGCGGCGCUGUUGUGCCUUUCGGCCUCAUCAAAACACUCAGGCGGUGUCUGACGCGCGAACAAAGUCUGAGACCGACAAUCAAAGAAUUGCUUGGCGAGGCUGACCCCUUCCUGAACCCAGUAGCCAUCAGCCCCGACAUGCUAGGCCGCGUGAUCGGGAACGUCGUUGGGUAUUGCCGUAGAAGAGAGGAAGCGAUGAGGUCACGCGGCGAGCUGACCACCACCCCCGACGGCGCGAGCUGUUUACCCAAGGACGACGAGAUGAAAAGCUGGCCUUGGGCUUUCUACGACAAGCUGAGGCAAGCGCAGGAGGAGGGCACUGCUUGGUAG